This is a messenger RNA of Morus notabilis, 940 nucleotides long. Its product is annotated as polyphenol oxidase, chloroplastic. Bases 151 to 774 code for a protein of 207 amino acids. The transcript is spliced from 2 exons. Lineage: Eukaryota; Viridiplantae; Streptophyta; Magnoliopsida; Rosales; Moraceae. The record is from RefSeq and is a predicted model, not a curated record. Gene Ontology annotation, molecular function: catechol oxidase activity.
GACUUCCAUUCUAAUCUCAAAUGAUAAUUGAUGUAAUUAUAAAACCAAAACCGCCUCUUGUUUCUUUCUUCUUCGUCGAUUCAUCUUCCACUUUGAUCCGGUCAGUUAGUACUAAACUACAAAUACAAAUACAAAUAAAUAAAGAGAAAGAUGUACACUUGUCUCAACAGUCUCACCCCAAUCUCCUCUCCCUUCCUCCGGCUCCAUCCCAAACAAACGACAUCUUUUCCUCCGAAACGCAUGGAAAACGGCAACAAGUUCACCCUCAAAUCCUCCUCCCCACAAAACCUCCUCAGCCGGCGAGAUCUCCUCCUCUCCGCCACCGCCAGCGCCGCCAUCUCUCCGACCCUCUCCUCCUCCUCCUCCUCCGCCGCCGCCGUAGAGGAGUUUCCGAUAAAGCUGGAGGGGACGGUGAGCAGAGUGGUGGGUCGGCCUCGGAAGUCGAGGAGCAAAAGGGAGAAGGAGGACGAGGAAGAAGUCCUCGUGAUCGACGGCAUAGAGUUCGACAGCAGAAUUCCCGUGAAGUUCGACGUGUACGUGAACGACGACUGCUCCGACGGCGGGAGUGGGCCCACGGCGGCGGAAUUCGCUGGGAGCAUGGUGAACGUGCCUCACGGGAGAGGGAGGAUGCGGACAGGUCUGAGGUUGGGGAUAACUGAUCUGAUCGAGGAUGUCGGAGCUGAUGACGAUGAUUCUCUUCUCGUCACUUUGGUCCCCAAGUCUGGUGUUGGCCUUGUUACUGUCGGGAGCAUUGGGAUUCAGUUUCUCUCCUAACUUUUACAACCUUAUUUCGUCGAUGAUGUUAUUGUUGCCGAAGAAUAAAAAAAAUGAUUUCUAUGGUUGGCUGAGUACUCCAAGUCCUACAUCUGACAUCUUGCUUAUGUGUACUUCCAAACAAUAGAUGGGCCUAAAAUGUUUAUUUAUUUUUUGUUAUUAUGUU